ACGGUUACACUGCUCAAGAGUCCAGCUGCGUCGUUGAAAAAUAUUUUCGAUGCAUCGUAGGUUGUUUUAUUUCAAAGGAAAUAGCAAUUAAUAUAGUGAAAAACGAGGACUUAAAGGAGCAGUCGCCAAGCGGAUUGCAGGAUGAACAUAUACAACAAGUUGCGGGCCAGGGAGCACGGAUAUGCCAACGAAAGGACCUACGACUUCGCGCUGCGUCGCCUUUCCGUCGCCAAGGAGGACAGCUGGCGGGGCAUUGCACCGGCCAACUACUGCCCGGACUUCAAUCCGGAGCCACCGAUCUUCUCCGCCAAGUUUGCCAACUGCGAUGGCUACCGGCACAUCCUGGCGAUUGCCAACGAGGACGGCAAGAUCACGCUGCAGGACACCACGCAGCGGAAUCACCAGCCGGAGGAGCAGUCCCUGGUGGGUCCCCAGUGCCAUUACAACGCGGUCUUCGAUCUGGAGUGGGCCCCCGGCCAGAUGCGCUUCGUCUCCGCCUCGGGAGAUCACACGGCCAGGUUGUGGGAAGUAGCCGGCUCUGGCAUCCGUGGCCUGAACUCCUAUGUGGGCCACACCAGAUCCGUCAAGUCGGCUGCCUUUAAGCGCACCGAUCCCGCUGUCUUUGCCACCGGUGGCCGCGAUGGCGCCAUUCUCAUCUGGGACAUCAGGGCCAACCUGAACAUGGACCUCACGUCGCGCGUGGACAACUGCAUCUAUAGCGGCCACACGGGUGGACCGGGUACACCUGUUUCCCAGCGAAAGCAACGCACACGCACACCCAAAAUGGCUGGGGGCACCACCUCGAGCAGCAUCACAGGCUUGGCCUUCCAAGAUAACGACACGCUGAUCUCCUGUGGCGCCGGCGAUGGAGUCAUCAAAGUCUGGGACCUGCGGCGGAACUAUACGGCCUACAAAAAGGAGCCACUGCCCAGACACAAGUUACCUUAUGCCGGUCACUCCACCUUCCGCGGAUUCACCAACCUCAUUGUGGACGCUUCCGGCACGAAACUGUAUGCCAAUUGUAUGGACAACACCAUUUAUUGCUAUAACUUGGCUUCAUACUCGCCCCGCCCGUUGGCCUGCUACAAGGGUCUGCUGAACUCCACGUUCUACAUCAAAUCCUGCCUCAGCCCGGAUGGAAAGUAUCUACUGAGCGGAAGCAGCGACGAGCGGGCCUACAUCUGGAAUCUGGAUCAUGCGGAGGAGCCGCUGGUGGCCCUAUCAGGCCACACAGUGGAAGUUACCUGCGUGGCCUGGGGCUCCAGUCACGAUUGCCCCAUUGUCACCUGCAGCGAUGAUGCGCGACACAAGAUAUGGCGCAUUGGUCCCGAUCUAGAUGGCCUCAGUGAGGCGGAGCGGGUGGAAAAGUACAGAGGAACUGCCUCCUAUGUAAGGGAAUUCGGAAGGAAAACAGCUGGACCUGCUAGUGGUAAUCACAAGUACAAUUUGCGAGAUCUGGAGUCCACGCCGAGGUCACUGAAGCGUCUGAUGGAUCAAAACGAACGUACUCCAGGCUCUGUGGAAAAGACGACCACCAAACGCUCCUUUCUGGAAAUGCUGGGCGUGGCCGGUGGAGAGACGGAAGCCACCGAGCAGCCCCAAAAGCGAGCCAAGCCGCUGGAGUCCCGUGGCCGGCGGCUCUUCGGACCUUCUAACCAGGAAUCCACUUGCCGACACAUACAACUUCAGCCCAUAAACGAAGAAGAGGCCUCCCCAAGCAAACGCCAAAAGGAGAACUCUGCGGCGGAGGAUGUAUCGCCUCUGCCCAAGAUCCUGAGCACGCCAAGUCAUUCUCCAUUGAGUGAGAAUGUGAACCACAUGUACACCUCCCCGCCAACCACUUCAGCGGCAGCAGCAGCGGCGGCAGAAGCAACCAAUCCACCGCCCAUCUCCGCCUUAAUCUACUCGCCCACCUCCAACCUGCCCAACUUCGUGGUGGAUGGCGAGGCACCGCACCUGGGCAUCAUGUCGCCCAAGCGAAAGGCCAAGGAGAAGGUGGACUGGCUGACGAACAUCCGGAAACAGAAGCUGAUGAGUGGGCGGGCACAUGUGACGCUCAGCGAUAAGAUCAGCGAGGAGCAGCAGGCGGAUGUAUUGGCAUCGCCGCGACUCCAAAGUCUACGGCAAUCCGAGUGCAGUCCGCGGUUACAGGCCACGCCCCGCAGGCGAAUUUCCCAUACGGAUGCAGGCGGUGGCACACCCGCUGGCAACUCCUCCCAUUCCCACACACAAACUCAGCCAAGAACACCAACUUCGAGUAGGAGAAACAGCGAGACGACACUCCUACGAUUCUUUAGCAUCCAGCGGAGCAGCAGUGUGCCGGCGGAAGAAGCCACGACGGCGACAGCGGCUCCAACCUCCCCAAAUCCUCCUCCUGUGACUGCUCCCGCUGCCACGCCCCUAAGCCUGCGUACGCCCACAACGGCGGUGGGCAGCGAUUGACGCGGGGCCUCACGCUUCUUUUUCCAUUCAAAAAGGAGGUCACAGCACCAUUAUUGCACUUGUAGUUUUAAGCGGACAUUGUUUAAGUUAUUUUAUGUAGAUACUAGGUUGCAAAUAUCGCGGGACGAGUUGGUGACCAACUCCCCGCCAUUUGUACAGCACCCAUACAAAAGACUAACGUACCCAAAUAAAAUUAAAUCAAUUUCAA
Drosophila rhopaloa is the source of this 2650-nucleotide messenger RNA. RefSeq names its product protein lethal(2)denticleless (gene l(2)dtl). The transcript is spliced from 2 exons. Bases 142 to 2442 code for a protein of 766 amino acids. The record is from RefSeq and is a predicted model, not a curated record. Gene Ontology annotation, molecular function: protein binding; protein-macromolecule adaptor activity. NCBI's taxonomy places the organism in Eukaryota, Metazoa, Arthropoda, Insecta, Diptera, Drosophilidae. Gene Ontology annotation, cellular component: nucleus. Gene Ontology annotation, biological process: mitotic G2 DNA damage checkpoint signaling; proteasome-mediated ubiquitin-dependent protein catabolic process.